CGUCAAAAUGGCAACGCCACAGAAAUAAACAAACAAGUGCGGCAACGAGAUUGCCACAAGCAAUCGCGAAAUAGCACAUUUAAAACAAAGUUAAUUCCUCGCAAUCGAAUUAAAAUAAGUACCAAAUAGCGUCUUAAAACAUUAGACACCAUUUUUAUACAAUUAACAAACAAAGAUCGGUCUGGUUUGUGGUGUCAAGUUUGGAAACCGAAUAACCGGUCAUCAUAACCUCAAGUUUGGCAGGCACGCGCGCUUCACAUUGGCAACAGAAUGUCGGGAAUAUUGUUCGAAGAUAUUUUCAAUGUGAAAGACAUGGACCCAGAAGGGAAAAAAUUUGAUCGAGUUAGCCGGCUUCACUGUGAAUCCGAAUCGUUCAAAAUGGAUCUCAUAUUGGACAUCAACUCGUGGCUUUACCCUCUGGAACUGGGAGACAAAUUUCGCCUCGUUCUGGCAACGACUCUGCACGAAGAUGGAACAGCAGCCAGCAUGGAGUACAACGCUGCAGAAAUAGAAGGAUCGCGUGCCGACAGUUUCGAGUACGUAAUGUUCGGCAAAGUUUACAGGAUUGAAGGUGACGAUUCACAGACCGAGUCUUCCAAUCGGCUGUCGGCGUACGUUUCGUUUGGUGGUCUGUUGAUGCGAUUGCAGGGAGAUGCCAACAAUCUACAUGGAUUUGAAAUUGAUCAACACAUGUUUUUGCUAAUGAAGAAGCUGGCGUUUUAGUUUGUAUUCGUACCUGAGUACACUUAACAAGGAACAAA
Molecule: messenger RNA, 761 nt
Organism: Anopheles gambiae (African malaria mosquito)
Lineage: Eukaryota; Metazoa; Arthropoda; Insecta; Diptera; Culicidae
Gene: Rpb8
Product: DNA-directed RNA polymerases I, II, and III subunit RPABC3
Exons: 2
Coding region: 271-723 (150 amino acids)
Biological process (GO): DNA-templated transcription
Cellular component (GO): RNA polymerase II, core complex; RNA polymerase III complex; RNA polymerase I complex
Molecular function (GO): DNA-directed RNA polymerase activity
Source: RefSeq, a predicted model, not a curated record